ACGACGACGAAAAUUUUGAUUUCAAUCACGGUUGUUGUUGCGGUGGAUGGGAGGCGGAAAUCUUCAUUCCCUUCCGCCCGAAAAUGCUUCUGCGGUUACCGUUGGAAAUACCAAGCUUUCUGAUGCUCCGGUUCUUUUCUUUGUUUACUGCCACAAGGCUUUCCGUGCUCAGCUGGUGGAGCUCCGGCGUUUCGCUACUGACGCUGCAGAAGCUGAUUGCUUUAGCGGGGAUCUGGCGGUGGAGCUCUCCCGGAAAUUAGAAUUUUUGAAGCUUGUAUAUAAGUAUCAUAGUGCAGCUGAAGAUGAGGUUAUAUUUUUGGCGCUUGAUAAACGAGUAAAAAACAUAGUUUCUAAUUAUUCACUUGAGCAUGCUGGCACAGAUGAUCUCUUCACCUCAAUUUUUCGUUGGCUACAUGUUCUUGAGGAAGAAAUAGGAAGCACAAGUGAUGUUCUUCGUGAAGUUAUAUUAUGUAUAGGCACCAUUCAAUCAUCUAUAUGCCAACAUAUGCUUAAAGAAGAGCGUCAGGUCUUUCCUUUGUUAAUUGAGAAGUUCUCUUUCCCAGAACAGGCGUCACUUGUGUGGCAAUUCAUAUGUAGUGUUCCAGUGAUGGUGCUUGAAGACUUUUUGCCAUGGAUGAUGUCUUAUCUCUCUCAUGAGGAGAAAAUUGAAGUUGAGAAUUGCAUUAAAGAUGUUGCCCCAGCUGAAGACUCAAUGCAACAGGUCAUAAGCUCUUGGCUUCUUGACGACAGUCAAUCUUCUUAUGGGACUCCUACAGAGAUCAUGAAAGGAGUCCAGUAUGUUAAUGUGUCUAAAAGUAUGAAGAAAUCACCUGAGUCACAUCCGUCCAGCGGAUGUUUUCAACGGUUUUGGGAGUGGAGUAAAAAGUCCCUUUCUAUUCCAAAUGUAGGACGCAGCCCGAUUCAUGGUCUUCGACUUUUUCAAAAUGCAAUUGAAAAGGAUUUGAGAGAUAUUCAAGAAGGAUUAUGCAGAGCAAAAUUCUCAAGCCUUCUUGUAGACCUUGAUGUACUGAUGGCUCGAUUAAACUUCCUUGCUGAUGUCCUUGUUUCUUAUAGCAAUGUAUUUAAGAAGUUCUUUCAACCAGUGUUAGAAGAAAUGACAGCUCGCCGCUCUUCAACUGCCAAACAGUUCAACAUAGAUGGUUGUCUUGAGAAUUUUCAGAGAUUUCUGUACAAAAGUGCUGAUGAUAAAACAAGAACGAACAAUUUUCUAUUGCAGCUUCAGGAGGAACUUGAGUCCCUUAUAAUCCAAGUAUUCCCAAUCAUCAGCAAGAAUUGCAACCAUGAGAUGCAGAAGCAGCUCCUCUACACAAGCAUUCAUGUCUUACCUCUUGGAUUGCUAAAGUGUGUCAUACUUUGGUUUUCUGCUCAUCUAUCAGAAGAGGAAUCUCAAUCUAUCCUUCAUUUCUUAAGUUUGGAAGAUUCUUCUCCUAAAAAAUCAUUUCCACGCCUCUUACUGCAGUGGCUUCGCUUUGGCUACUCAGGAAAAACCUCUGUUGAAAGUUUUUGGAAACAGCUGGCCGUUAUGUUCCAAGUAAGAUGUUCAUGCCAAAAGGAACACACUGAAGAAGCGUCAGGAUCAUUUUCCAACCAAACACAGCUGCAACAAUGCAACAAGAAAGAUAAGUCUUCAACCUGCUUCAUGUCAAUGGACAUGUAUGAGACACCUUACUCUAGUCGAAUGAAUCAGCAAAUGAUUUUCUCGGGAAAUCAUAAGCCUCCUCUCCAUCUUCCAGAGUUUUUUGGUGAGAAGAAUAUGGAUGAUCCAUCGAUUAUGGAUGUAAAACCAAUUGACCUCCUUUUCUUCUUCCAUAAGGCAAUGAAGAUGGAUUUGGACUACCUUGUUUGUGGAUCAGCAAGAUUGGCAGCCGACUUUCGGUUCCUGACGGAGUUUCAACAGCGAUUCCAUAUGAUAAAGUUCUUGUAUCAGAUACAUUCGGAUGCAGAGGAUGAAAUUGCAUUUCCAGCAUUGGAGGCCAAGGGACAACUUAAAAACAUUAGUCACUCAUUUAGCAUUGAUCAUGAGCUAGAAACUAAACACUUCGACAAAGUUUCAUUCAUUUUGAAUGAGAUGGCAGAACUGAACAUGUUGGUUUCUACCAUAAAUACCAAUGCAGUGGACCACCAUCGAAAGACGAAGUAUGAGCGGUUAUGUCUGAGUCUCCAAGAGAUUUGCAAAUCCAUGCACAAGCUAUUGUCUGAGCAUAUCCAACAUGAAGAAACUGAGCUCUGGGGUGUAUUCAGGAACUGCUUCUCUAUUGAAGAACAAGAGAAAAUCAUAGGAUGCAUGCUUGGGAGAAUAAGUGGGGAAAUAUUGCAGGAUAUGAUUCCUUGGUUAAUGGAAUCAUUGACUUCUGAUGAACAGCUUGCCGCGAUGUCCUUGUGGCGCCAAGCAACAAGGAAAACAAUGUUUGUCGAAUGGCUAACAGAAUGGUACAACGGUCAUGUUUUACAAGAGGAAGCAGGAGAAGCAAACAAUGAUCCAUUUGGGGAUUCAGAUCCACUGGAGAUUGUAUGGAAGUAUCUCUUUGAAGGAGAUGGUCAUGGGGACAGAGGGAUAAUUGGCAGCAACCUUGUCGAACUUUCAGAGACGGAAUUCACGGGUAUUAUGUAUCAGCCACCUCCUAAUUACAAGGUUGAAGUAGGCAACAAAGAGGAAACAGAUCUGGAUCGCUCAGAAAGUAAAAAGGUAUGUAGAGGAGCUGACCAAAAGGGGGACAAAGAACAAACUGACAACAAUUGCCAGACAAGAAAUCCAGGUCAGACUUUUCAAAUGUCUCAGAUGGCUAGCCAGUUUGGUCAAUCCAAGAAAUAUGAACAACUGUUAACAAUGAGUGAAGAAGAACUUGUGGCUGUGAUUAAGAAAAUAUCAUGCGACUCUUCCUUGGAUCCUCAGAAGAAAUCCUAUAUCAAGCAGAAUUUGUUAAUGAGUCGGUGGAAUAUCUCACAACGUACAAAUAAUUUGGAACUAUCAUCUCUCUCAAGCAACAUGGAUACAGUUCCUGGUCAACAUCCAUCAUAUCGAGAUCCUCAUAGUUUGAUCUUUGGUUGCAAUCACUACAAGAGAAAAUGCAAGCUUUUUGCACCUUGUUGUGACAAGCUCUUCACAUGUAUACGAUGCCAUGAUGAAGAAGCUGAUCACUCGGUGGAUAGGAAACAGAUUACAAAGAUGAUGUGCAUGAAAUGUCUCUUGAUCCAGCCGAUUGGUGCAAAUUGCUCAAAUACUUCAUGUAAAUCGUCAAUGGGAAAAUACUUUUGCAAAAUAUGCAAAUUAUAUGACGAUGAAAGGAAAAUUUAUCACUGUCCUUACUGCAACCUCUGCCGGGUAGGGAAAGGAUUGGGCAUUGACUACUUCCAUUGCAUGAAAUGCAAUGCUUGCAUGUCACGUACCUUAGUAGAGCAUGUUUGCAGGGAAAAGUGCUUAGAAGAUAAUUGUCCGAUUUGCCACGAGUAUAUCUUCACCUCCAGUUCUCCGGUGAAGGCUCUUCCCUGCGGUCACUUGAUGCACUCCACAUGCUUUCAGGAGUACACAUGUUCACGUUACACAUGCCCUAUCUGCAGCAAGUCGUUAGGAGAUAUGCAGGUCUACUUUAAGAUGUUAGACGCAUUGCUUGCAGAAGAGAAGAUGCCUGAUGAAUACUCCAACAAAACUCAGGUGAUCUUGUGUAAUGAUUGUGGAAGAAAAGGAAAUGCUCCUUACCAUUGGCUUUACCACAAAUGCACAAGCUGUGGCUCCUACAAUUCAAGGCUCCUUUAGAUCUCUCUCCAAUUUUCCUUUUCCAUUGACAUUAUUGUAGAAUCAGCCGUAUGUGUACAUGGCUGGUAAGAAAACAUUUUUGUAACA
Molecule: messenger RNA, 3862 nt
Organism: Arabidopsis arenosa
Lineage: Eukaryota; Viridiplantae; Streptophyta; Magnoliopsida; Brassicales; Brassicaceae
Source: the annotation of a GenBank genome assembly